Microcebus murinus (gray mouse lemur) is the source of this 3390-nucleotide messenger RNA. RefSeq names its product AAA ATPase AFG2B (gene AFG2B). Gene Ontology annotation, biological process: mitotic spindle disassembly; retrograde protein transport, ER to cytosol; autophagosome maturation. Gene Ontology annotation, cellular component: nucleus; VCP-NPL4-UFD1 AAA ATPase complex; cytosol. The record is from RefSeq and is a predicted model, not a curated record. Lineage: Eukaryota; Metazoa; Chordata; Mammalia; Primates; Cheirogaleidae. Gene Ontology annotation, molecular function: ATP hydrolysis activity; polyubiquitin modification-dependent protein binding; ATP binding.
AAGAAGGCAUAUUUUCUUGCCUGUGACUAUCUGUAGUUCUUUUUAAUGAGAGCUAAAAGGGAUAAGAAAUGUAUUCUAGCUGAUAAAAAGGAAAGAGGAAUUCCCUGCGGGGAAGGGAAAUGUGGAAAGCAGGUGGAAAAAUAAUAGCAGGCAAUUGUCUCAGUUAUAUAGACAGAUAUCACCUCUAAUACAGGACUUAGUACUGCGAUGCCCCAAACAGACAGUAAGCACUUGUCGUAUGAACGGAAAUAGUGAUGAUUAAGCUGUCACCGAAGAAAAAAGAGUAAAUCAAGAAUCAGAACAAAUGUACCAUUGGUAAGCUACAAAUACAUCAGAUAGCUAAGUUUUCCUUCUUUUCCCUCUCCAAGGGAUUUUAAAUGCCACAGUGUGCCUUUCCAUAGGAAAGACCUCAAACAGGUUAGAACCCUGGUUAUCAAAGGCGCCAAGGCUGUAUUAUCAGUUACUCCAAGUCACCUAAGACAUUUGCACCAGAGCACCCAAAAUACUGUGCCCACGGGACAGUCGUAGUUUCUACACAAAAUAGCAAAGUCCCUAGGCUGAUAUUCCAACAGCGGCAGUGGUGAUGCUCCAGCGCGAAGGCCAGGAAAACAGUGUGCAAUGCCCGUGACUUCCAAAGUAUAUGUAAACACCAAGGUCCAUGCUUAACGACCGAGUGAAGUUAGCUUACGCUGCCGCCUAGAUACUUGUAAUGAAGACUAUCUUCAUAAAGCUCUGAAGCAGCCGACUUGAUUUCAUCAAUGCAGACACCACAGCUGCCCAGAGAACCCGAACACAGUCUAAUUUUCAGAUUGGUCCUUUUGGCCUUCACUCACCCGCCAGUAACCAAAAGUCUUUCCCGGCGCAUGCGCACCACCUGUUUCCGGCCCGGGAGAGCGGUGUUCCGGUCUUUACAGGCCGGGUGGGUUUCCUGUCCCACUUUCCUCUGCCAGGUUUUCUGUGUGCAAUGGGUCCGGACUCGGGUCCUUCUCCCGAAGGGCCGCUCUUAAAGUUGCUACCCUCAGACGCUAGAGACCGGGGCACGCAGCGCUGCCGCCUGGGCCCGGCCGCCCUCCGCACCUUGGGCGCGCACUUGGGCUCGCCGGUGAAGAUCUCGCUGCCCGCCGGUGGCUCCUGCCUCUGCACUGCCUGGCCUCGGCGGGACGGAGCGGACGGCUUUGUGCAGCUGGACCUGCAGUGCGCGAGCCCCGGGGCGGCAGUGGGGGCCCCGGAGAGUCUCAGCCUGAGCCGCCUCUGGCUGGUGCCCUGUCCACCCCUGCGGCGCCUCACCGUGUGGCCAGUGUUGCGGGAGCGGGCAGGCGCGCCUGGUGCCCCGAAUCCACCUGUGGUGCUGGAGGCGGUGGAGGAGCUACUGAGGAACCGGCCGAUCUCCCUGGGCCACGUGGUGGCCGCUCCGCCGGGCGCCCCCGGCCCGGUGGCCGCUCUGCACGUCGUCGGCGGGACGCCCAACCCUGAUCCCGCCGGGCUGGUCACCCCUUGCACCCGCAUCAGCCUCAGCGAGGAGCCUCCGUCUGAAACGCCGCCGCUGCCCGAGGUGCCGCUGGGGGGUCUUUCGGAGGCGGCCGAUUCGCUGCGGGAGCUCCUCUGCCUGCCACUCCGCUACCCCCGCGCCCUGACCACGCUAGGGUUGGCGGUGCCCCGCGGGGUGCUCCUGGCGGGCCCCCCCGGAGUAGGCAAGACCCAGCUGGUGCGGGCCGUGGCCCGGGAGGCGGGCGCGAACCUGCUGGCAGUAAGUGCUUCCGCGCUGCAGGGCACUCGGCCUGGGGAGACCGAGGAGAACGUGCGGCGGGUCUUCCAGCGCGCCCAGGAGCUGGCCAGCCGCGGGCCCAGCCUCCUCUUCCUGGACGAGGUGGACGCCUUGUGUCCCCGGCGGGGCGGUCCACACCGAGCCCCCGAGAGCCGCGUGGUGGCUCAGGUGUUGACGCUGCUGGACGGCAUCCGUGGGGACCGCGAGGUAGUGGUUGUGGGAGCCACCAACAGGCCGGACGCGCUAGACCCGGCGCUACGCAGACCCGGAAGAUUUGACCGAGAGGUGGUCAUUGGAACUCCCACACUUAAACAAAGAAAGGCAAUUCUGCAAGUCAUUACCUCAAAGAUGCCCAUCUCCAGUGGUGUUGAUUUGGGCCAUCUUGCAGAAAUGACAGUUGGCUAUGUUGGCGCUGACCUGACGGCACUCUGUAGGGAGGCUGCCAUGCACUCACUCCUUCAUAGUGAGAAGAAUCAGGACAAUCCGAUGAUUGAUGAAACAGACUUCCUUGAAUCUUUUAAAAAGAUUCAACCCUCAUCAUUUCGAAGCGUCAUUGGACUGAUGGACAUCAAGCCUGUUGGCUGGGAGCAGAUUGGUGGUCUUGAAGAUGUAAAACUGAAGUUAAAACAGAGCAUUGAGUGGCCUCUGAAAUACCCUUGGGAAUUUGCUAGGAUGGGCCUGACACAACCAAAGGGAAUUCUCCUCUAUGGGCCGCCUGGAUGUGCUAAAACCACCCUGGUGAGGGCCUUGGCCACAAGCUGUCAUUGCUCUUUUGUUUCAGUGAGCGGAGCUGAUCUCUUUUCUCCUUUUGUUGGAGAUUCAGAAAAAGUCUUGUCUCAGGUAUUUCGACAAGCAAGAGCAAAUACUCCGGCAAUUGUGUUUCUGGAUGAAAUUGAUUCAAUCUUGGGAGCCCGAUCAAUCAGCAAAACAGGAUGUGAUGUUCAAGAACGAGUUCUUUCUGUUCUCCUCAAUGAAUUAGAUGGUGUUGGACUUAAGACAAUAGAGAGAAGAGGAAGUAAAUCAAAUCAGCAGGAGUUUCAAGAAGUUUUUAGUCGAAGUGUCAUGAUUGUUGCAGCAACAAAUAGACCUGACGUGUUAGAUGAUGCCUUGUUACGACCUGGAAGAUUAGAUAAGAUUAUCUAUAUUCCACCUCCAGACCACAAGGGAAGGCUUUCUAUUUUAAAAGUCUGCACAAAAACCAUGCCAGUAGGGACUGAUGUCUCCUUAGAAAACCUAGCAGAAGAAACCUGUUUUUUUUCUGGAGCUGAUCUUAGAAACCUCUGCAAAGAAGCUGCCUUGCUGGCUCUGCAAGAAAAUGGACUAGAAGCAACCGCAGUGAAACAAGAGCACUUUCUAAAAUCACUCAAGACUGUAAAACCAUCUUUAAGUCACAAGGACUUGACUUUAUAUGAAAACUUAUUUAAGAAAGGAUUUUCUAACUUAGAAGAUAUUUAAAAAUGAUUUUACACAUGGUUCAGUUUUUCAUAUUAAUUGAAAUGUGAAUUUGCUUAUAGUUUGCAACUUCACACUUUUAGAAUUUGUGUGUAUAUUUCCUGUAAAUAAAAAAACUUUUGCCUGAUAAGCUAAGGCUUAUCUUAUUUCUAAAAGAUAUAUUAAAAUACUGU